AUGUCUUCGUACAACUACGCCGCCCCCACCGCCGCACCCGCGUACGGCAUCUUCCCUGCUGGUCAGACGUCGCCGAACGCAUUUGCAGCCUUCCACCAAUCACCUCGCGACAUGCACAACAUGUACGCAUCUUUUGGGGCAGCGUCAACACAGAGUGGGCAGUCCCAAGGACAGAGUGGGGUCAACUCGUUGAAGAAGCUCGUUUCUCGCAAAUGA
Messenger RNA from Pleurotus ostreatus (oyster mushroom), 216 nucleotides. RefSeq lists its product as uncharacterized. Bases 1 to 216 code for a protein of 71 amino acids. The record is from RefSeq and is a predicted model, not a curated record. NCBI's taxonomy places the organism in Eukaryota, Fungi, Basidiomycota, Agaricomycetes, Agaricales, Pleurotaceae. The transcript has a single exon.